Messenger RNA from Atta colombica, 1371 nucleotides. RefSeq names its product octopamine receptor beta-1R-like. The transcript is spliced from 3 exons. Lineage: Eukaryota; Metazoa; Arthropoda; Insecta; Hymenoptera; Formicidae. Gene Ontology annotation, biological process: adenylate cyclase-activating adrenergic receptor signaling pathway. Gene Ontology annotation, molecular function: octopamine receptor activity. The coding region runs from base 1 to 1251 and encodes 416 amino acids. The record is from RefSeq and is a predicted model, not a curated record. Gene Ontology annotation, cellular component: membrane.
AUGGGUUUUAACGAGACGGAUCUGAACAACACUGCGAAUCUACUAAGCACUUUUCUUCUCGACACCAGCCAGCGAAACAUCAGCAAAAAUCAUCACGAUAUCGAAUAUGUUCUCUUGUUAACUUUAAAAGCUUUCAUUAUGAUAUUCAUCAUCCUUUGUGCUCUCCUCGGCAAUUUAUUGGUCAUUGUCUCUGUUAUGAGACACCGCAAACUCCGGGUAAUCACCAAUUACUUCGUGGUUUCGCUGGCCUUGGCAGACAUGUUAGUGGCGUUGUUCGCCAUGACGUUCAACGCUUCCGUGGAACUUUUUGGACGCUGGUUAUUCGGGUAUUUCAUGUGCGAUGUGUGGAAUUCGUUGGAUGUUUUCUUCAGCACUGUCAGCAUCCUUCACCUUUGCUGCAUCAGCGUCGAUAGAUAUUACGCAAUCGUCCAACCAUUGGACUAUCCGUUAAUCAUGACAAACGUGAGAUUGGGAACCAUGUUGAGCGUCGUGUGGUGUUUCCCGACUGUUAUGAGCUUCCUACCGAUCUUCGCAGGAUGGUAUACUACGAACGAACAUCUCGAGUACAGAAGAAACUAUCCGGAUGUGUGUGUGUUUCAAGUCAACAAGUUCUAUGCUGUCGUCAGUUCCAGUGUGAGCUUCUGGGUACCAGGAAUAAUCAUGAUCGCGAUGUACUACAAGAUUUAUCGCGAAGCCGAUCGUCAGGAGCGCAUGUUGUACCGGAGCAAGGUAGCGGCCGCUCUGCUAAAUAAACAUCUACAGAUCAAUGGGAUCUCAGCCGGUUUGACAUCUCUGCCGACCGUGGACCAAUCGUCGCCGGAGCUACAACCAGAAGAGCCGCCAAUAACAAGUAGCAGUAAAAUGAAAAGAGAGAGGAAGGCAGCUAGAACGCUCGGCAUCAUCAUGUCAGCGUUUCUAGCUUGUUGGUUACCUUUCUUCCUUUGGUAUAUCAUCACUGCUCUAUGCGACUCGUGCGAGAGCGGCGAAGUGGUGGUAGCGGUGGUGUUCUGGGUAGGCUAUUUCAACAGUGCUUUGAAUCCGUUGAUCUACGCUUAUUUCAAUCGCGAGUUUCGCGCAGCCUUUCGCAAAACCCUUGAAAGCUGUUGUCGCGCGAUCGGACCGGUGCGCGAUCUGCGCCAGGUGCAUCGCAAACAGGACCUCGUGCACAGCAACGCCUCGUCCGAGCUGCAUGUCAACAAUCAGUUACGCAAUAGCGAGAUGACCAACGUCCAUAUUGAGGCGUGUAUUUAAAUGGAUCACGCGAUCCGGCGAGGUGAAAGUAACGGCGAAAUCCUCGGAGCGCCUUCUGAAUAGAAAAAAAAUAGGUAAGACCGAAUUGGCAAGUAGUACUGAUAACUCUCAAAAGUAACA